Caenorhabditis remanei is the source of this 354-nucleotide messenger RNA. RefSeq lists its product as uncharacterized. Bases 1 to 354 code for a protein of 117 amino acids. The transcript has 2 exons. The record is from RefSeq and is a predicted model, not a curated record. NCBI's taxonomy places the organism in Eukaryota, Metazoa, Nematoda, Chromadorea, Rhabditida, Rhabditidae.
AUGUUCAAGGUUUUCAUCACCCUCUCUGCUCUCACUCUCGCUGUUUUGUGCGCUCCACCAGGAUGGCCAACUGCCGAGGAAGCCAAAGCAGAAAUGGAAGCUUCCGGACUUUCUGCCCAAGCUGCUGAUGGAAUCUUGAAGAUUGCUACUGACUUCGCAUCCAAUCAACCAGCUGAAGGAACAGAGAUCGACCGUGAAGCUGCCCGAGCUGCAUUCCACCAAUUCAUUGAUAAAGUCAAUGAGUACAUCAAGACGCAAUCCCCAGCCGAUCAAACUGCCUAUGAAGCAUUUGUUGCCAAGAAGAAGGCUGAUUUCGAGUCUCGUAUUGCUGCCAGAAAAGCUGAGAAUCAGUAA